AUGCUGGGAAUGCACGAAGAGGAGCAUACCGUUACAGAGAUGAAUGCACAUCCGCAAGGAAGUGACACGGAGAUACAACAAACCGGAGAAACGACCCACAUUGGGAGAAAGAACAACCUACUCAGCUGCGUCGACAACUUACUAGUAAAACUGAUGGUAAUUAACGAAUGGAAGGGAUUCUCCCACUUUCUCCUGAAUACCCAGAAUUUGCACCUGGACUUGGAUGAGUGUAUCCGCUUUUUAAAGAAGCAUUCCAAAUUCGUGGAGACAGCGUUGAUGUACAUACGGAUGAAGCAUUUUGAAGAAGCCAUCCAAAUGUGCGCCACGUUUCUGUGUGUGUAUAAUAGGUGGCUCCGUGUGGGGGAAGUCCAACAAAAGGAUGACCCCCCUGAAAGCAGCUUAAAUGUGGAACAGACUGAUCAGGAAUGGAAUAAUUUCUUCAUGAAACAAAAAUUUACAAAAAAUGUCGAAAAAGGAACAGCCUUAUACUCAUUGUUAAAAGAGAUGUAUAACAUACUCAUUGUCCUGAACGACAGCAUACACAUGAUGGAUAUAAAAAAAAGUCAAAUAAAAAAAUUAUUUGAAAAUGCCUUUCCUUUUCUCAUAAGAUUUAACGAAAGCGCAUUUUUUGAUUUCAUUAUAUCGAGGAAUAUUCUUUUAAAACCAGAAGAAAUUCUGAACUUGUUCAAAAAGAUGGAAAAGGACAAAUUACACAUUAAGGGAAAACAGUAUAUGCAAAAAUAUAUCACUACUUUUUUAAAACAUGAGAAAAUGAAUAAAGAGGUAAAUACUGGUUUGGUUGAGUUUUACCUGAACGAUGUGGAAAUGCCUGAACAAGUCAGGCAGAAAAAGAUUUUGCGAUUUUUGCGAUCGAGUUAUCCCUUGGAUGUCGCCCACUUGGCUCGGAUGGUGCCUCGCGGGCACGACAGCCUAGUCAUCCUAAUCCAGCAGAGCCUGUGCAUAUGCGAGAAGUACUGCCUUUACCACAGCCUCCUGUUCAAGGAUGCCGCCAAGAGGAUGGGCAAAGAGGAUCACGAUAAGCUUUUUGCAAGUCUGUACCGGAAUGAGAAGGAGGUCUACCGAGGCUUAUAUGAGCAGAUGCGGAAGAGAGCAGAGGAGGACGAGCAGCAGAAGGAAUCGAAUAACAGUCACGUGCAGAAGAAGAAGCAGACCUGCGCGAACAGAGCCAACCACGUAAGAACAAGGAAGAAAAAACUCAAGGACGCAUUCAUUAGUGGGAUAAUGAAAAACUACCACAAGGAGGUCUACAUCGGCAUGGAAAAAGGAGUACUAGGUAAGCUGGAUAACCAAAGGAGAGGAGGAAAAAACAGGAACAGUCAGUUGGGUGGAGAGAAUGAUGAAGGGAUGUCUAACGAAAAGAACGAAUACAGUUUUAUGUUAAGUCUGAUGGAACAAGAAAGGGAAAUGCUAAGUGAGGAUGAUCUAAGCGAGUUGUAUUACGAUGAUGGGGACGCUACCUUUGUGAAGGAUGUUGAAGGAGGCAAUCCCAAUUUUUCUGGAGACUCCUGGAGCGAUGUCUGCCUAGACAAAUAUAAUGACCCCAAUAUCGAUGAGGAGAAAAAAGAAAUCUACAAGAACUACGUCACGUAUUUACUAAACAAAUAUAGCCAUCACGGAGACUUUGAAAAUGGAUAUAUUCUUGAUAUGAUUCCAAAAGAGUGGGCUCUGGCAGAGGUCCUUCAUUUUGUCACUCUAAACGUAAAGAAGAAGACUAACCGUUAUAUGGACCUACACCAUUGCCACAACUUGGUCAAGGCUAACUACUUGAGUGCGUCGUAUGAGCUCAUUGGGAGUAAGGAGCAGCGACUGCUAGUCAAGGACAAGCUAAUCUGUCAGGUGUGCAAAGGUCCAAUCGCGGAGAAACGCUUCGCCUACUUUUCAGCCCAAGUUGUCACCCACAUGCAGUGCUUGGAGAAGUACGAAGAGGAGGCCCACCGAUGA
Molecule: messenger RNA, 1962 nt
Organism: Plasmodium cynomolgi strain B
Lineage: Eukaryota; Apicomplexa; Aconoidasida; Haemosporida; Plasmodiidae
Exons: 4
Coding region: 1-1962 (653 amino acids)
Biological process (GO): endosomal vesicle fusion; autophagy; vesicle-mediated transport
Cellular component (GO): cytoplasm; membrane
Source: RefSeq, a predicted model, not a curated record